AUGAUUUUUACAAAGAGGUCGCAAAUAUCUCUAAAGCUUUGGAAAACUACAGAGACUCACCAGCAAAGUACUUUUUUAAUUUUCGAAGAUGGCAGUAGCAAGCAAAAACAAAUCAUUCUCAAAGCCGCGAAGGAUGAGGAGAUCCAAGUCCUGGGAUUUGGCAGAGGUGGUUUUUGUUACGGCUUUAGCACACCCGUCACUAAUUUACCUAAAAUAGAUGACAGAGAAUGCCUGGGCUUUACGCUGAAAUUCUAUUUAUCAAAAUUCCUCAAGAAGGGUGACGAAGAGAUAAAACUUAGUCUGCAUGGAUCCUUUAUCAUAGCAUUGGAGACAUGCUCUAGGGUGGGAGACAUACUGAGAAGCCUUAGACUACCAUCUGGUGACGCAGUGGUCACAUUUGCAGAGGAGGAUGCUUGGAAAGACUUAAAGGGAAGAGGUAAGAUAAUGGUUCAACAUCAAGGAAACAAGCUAGCGGUUCCAUCAGGACUGUUUUGGAAGGUGGAGAGAUCAAAUAUGUGCGAUACAAGAUGCAAGUGAUGGUACCUGCAGGGGUGGCGCUCGAGGAGAUAA
Blepharisma stoltei is the source of this 570-nucleotide messenger RNA. The record is from the annotation of a GenBank genome assembly. Lineage: Eukaryota; Ciliophora; Heterotrichea; Heterotrichida; Blepharismidae.